Malassezia globosa CBS 7966 is the source of this 1812-nucleotide messenger RNA. RefSeq lists its product as uncharacterized. The record is from RefSeq and is a predicted model, not a curated record. Bases 1 to 1812 code for a protein of 603 amino acids. Gene Ontology annotation, cellular component: membrane; mitochondrion. Gene Ontology annotation, molecular function: D-arabinono-1,4-lactone oxidase activity; FAD binding. Lineage: Eukaryota; Fungi; Basidiomycota; Malasseziomycetes; Malasseziales; Malasseziaceae. The transcript has a single exon.
AUGUCACUCUCGGCUCUAGACGCAUUGAUUGACCCAGUCACACUCAGCCCACGCUCCUCAUCGGCGCAUAUGCAAAAUUGGGCCGGUGUGUAUGCAUCAGACAAGGCAUCUACGCAUGACGGUGCAUUUUCUCACAUUGAGCGUCGUGUAUUCUCUCCCAACACGAUCGAGCAAGUCGUUGCGAUCGUCGAGCGCGCGCGCAGAGCAUCCAUGCCAGUUCGUGCCGUCGGUCGGCGCCAUUCACCCUCUGAUUUGCCUUUCUCUCUUGGCUGGACCAUCCGUACAGAUGAAUUGUAUGGAAUUGUACAUAUCGACAAGGAGGCUGGUGAGGCGUGUGCGCUUGGGGGCACGUACAUCAAGACACUCUCAGCUGCACUCGCAUCGCAUGAUCCUCCCAUGUGCCUGCCCAACCUCGGCUCUAUCAGCGAGCAGACAAUUGCCGGACUCAUUUCCACUGCUUCGCAUGGCUCCGGAAUUCACUUCCCUGUUCUCUCCGCUCAUGUUGUGGCCCUGGACGUGGUGUGCCCUCUGUCCUCUGGCACAGAAGUCCUGCGAUGCAGUCGGACAGAGCGGCCGGACCUGUUCAAUGCCUCGCUCUGUGGCCUCGGCGCGACGGGUGUCAUUGUCUCUGUGACACUGAACGUGGUCCCGGCCUUCCGCCUGUUGCAAGUCACAGAAGAAGUGCCAACGGAGGCGCUCCUUGGCGAUGCGGUAGCGGCCAACUCGAUGCCGUCACUGUCUACACUGCCUCCAGACAUGUUAUCAAUGCAAUCAUAUGACUCGUUCAUCGAGCACCCCGCGUGGCUCGGCAUCAUGCUGGCACAUGGUGUACCUCUACCACCACCACGUGCUCAUGACUUGGCACCAGCGUCGCGUAGUCCGGAGUGCGUGCAUCCAUUUGAACCGUCCGCAUCGGCUCCAUCUUCACCUUCGCUUGUUCCAUGGAACGUCGCUACUGUCCAGGCGCACAUUGACCAGCUGGUCGAAUCUGCCCAGCAUGUGCGUUUCUUAUGGUCGCCACAUGCGAACAUGAUCACGAUUGACCGGGCUAAUCGUACAGAUGCACCUGCUGACGAGCCGACCUCCUCCAUCUUCUCUCUCAGGCAUGUGUCGCCUGCACCGUUGAUCAAGGCCAUGCUCUUUGCCUCGCGCUUCCAUAAGUCUCUUCCAUCAUUGGCAGCGCGUAUGACGCACUAUCUCACACACCCAUCGCCUCCUACACAUGCACGCGACCCCGCAGCGACACCUGGUGGUCUUCACCCAGUACGCACAGAUACAGCCAUUUCCGUACGUGUGGACGACGCGCCGCGUAUCUUCAACUUUGACUGCCUCUGCGAGCAGUACACCACAGAAUAUGCCAUCCCCUACGAGUACACGGGUGCAGCGCUCGUGGCCCUUCGUGCUUGGCUGAACUUGGAACACGCCCAAGCAAAUGGCGAGCGCUUGCAUUUCCCCGUGGAAGUACGGUUCGUCGAUGCAGAUGGAAUUUGGAUGAGCCCAUGCUAUGGCCGGCGCUCCUGCUACAUUGGCAUUGUGCAGUACCGUCCGUACGGAUGGCCUGUCCGCUACCGACGUUUGUUCCGUCGCUUUGAGUCAUUGAUGCGGCAGUUUAAUGGUCGCCCGCAUUGGGCCAAAACCCAUACUUUAUACCGACAUGAGCUGCUGCUACACUAUCCACAUUUGAGCGACUGGUUAGCCACUACAGCCAAAUUCGACCCCCAGCAUCUGCUGGUGAACCCGUAUGUUGCCCGGCAUAUCUUUGACGAGCACGCUGCUGGACGCCAAGGCGUCUUUCGUAAGAGCAAAAUGUGA